UCUCCUCUCGUCGUCUUCCUCGAUUUCAUCUGCCAGCUACUACUUCAUUUUCCAAUUCUGGGUUUCGAUUCUUCCAAUCUAACCAUCUCUUCUUCUCUUCAGAGUCUGGUUCACUCAUGGAAGUGUUUAAAGCAGCUUUUUCAGAAGGGUCUAAUUCUUGUGAUAGGAUUGCGAUUAAAGCCGAUGGAAAGAGUUACUCUUAUGGCCAGCUAACAUCUUCUGCUUUGAGAAUAUCUAAAUUGUUCUCCAACGAUGAUACUACAAAUGGAAGUGAAACUAAGAAGUAUGAAGGGUUUGGUAGUCUUAAAGGAGCUAGGAUUGGAAUUGUGGCAAAACCUUCAGCUGAGUUUGUUGCUGGAGUUCUGGGAACAUGGUUUAGCGGUGGUGUAGCGGUUCCACUUGCACUCAGCUAUCCUGAGGCUGAACUCUUACAUGUCAUGAAUGAUUCGGAUAUAUCUCUGUUAUUGAGCACAGAGGACCACAGUGAAACUAUGAAAACUAUCGCAGCAAAGAGUGGUGCUCAAUUUCAUCUUAUUCCUCCUGUUGUCACCUCAACUUCGGAAACUGUUGCUCGCAAUCAGUUUCAGGAUGAUAGUUUUGAAGCAGGAGGAAAGUUUCUAGAUGAUCCAGCAUUGAUUGUCUACACUAGUGGCACAACUGGUAAGCCAAAAGGAGUUGUCCAUACCCACAACAGCAUCAAUUCCCAGGUUAAAAUGCUCACUGAAGCUUGGGAGUACACAUCUACUGAUCAUUUUCUCCACUGCCUCCCACUACAUCAUGUUCAUGGGCUUUUCAACGCUUUAUUUGCUCCUCUUUACGCACGGUCUUUGGUGGAGUUUUUGCCCAAAUUUAGUGUUAGUGGAAUCUGGCGUAGAUGGCGUGAAUCAUAUCCACAGAAUGAUGAGAAAAACGACGACGCCAUAACUGUAUUCACUGGAGUUCCAACCAUGUACACUCGGUUGAUACAAGGUUAUGAAGCAAUGGAUAAAGAGAUGCAGGACUCGAGCGCUUUUGCUGCACGGAAGCUUCGCCUAAUGAUGUCUGGCUCCUCUGCUCUCCCUCGACCUGUCAUGCAUCAGUGGGAAAGUAUCACAGGUCAUCGUCUUUUGGAAAGAUAUGGCAUGACUGAGUUUGUAAUGGCAAUGUCAAACCCCUUACGUGGUGCACGAAAGGCUGGUACUGUCGGCAAACCGCUUCCUGGUGUGGAGGCUAAAAUUAAAGAAGAUGAGAAUGAUUCAAAUGGAGUGGGCGAGAUUUGUGUUAAAAGCCCAUCUUUGUUCAAGGAGUACUGGAAUCUUCCAGAGGUGACUAAAGAAUCAUUUACGGAAGAUGGAUACUUCAAGACGGGAGAUGCUGGUAGAGUUGAUGAAGAUGGAUAUUACGUGAUUCUAGGACGCAAUAGCGCUGACAUUAUGAAGGUUGGAGGAUACAAGUUAUCUGCCUUAGAAAUCGAAUCAACCCUUCUUGAGCACCCUACGGUUGCAGAAUGUUGCGUGUUGGGGUUAACAGACAAAGAUUAUGGAGAAGCCGUUACUGCGAUAAUUGUAGCAGAGAGUGCAGCAAAGAAGAGAAGAGAGGAUGAGUCAAAACCUGUAAUGACCUUAGAAGAACUCUGCGGUUGGGCUAAAGACAAGCUUGCUCCUUACAAGCUACCAACACGAUUGCUGAUAUGGGAGAGCUUGCCCCGCAACGCCAUGGGAAAGGUGAACAAAAAAGAGCUAAAGAAAUCUCUGGAUAAUCAAGAAUAAAUUCUCAGACAACCAUGGAUUACAUACACAUAUGCAUAAAUGAAAUUUCCUUUU
Molecule: messenger RNA, 1802 nt
Organism: Arabidopsis arenosa
Lineage: Eukaryota; Viridiplantae; Streptophyta; Magnoliopsida; Brassicales; Brassicaceae
Source: the annotation of a GenBank genome assembly